UUUUUUUUUUUCCUUAAAGUAAAAUGAAUCUGGCACAACUUCUAGAAAGUGGCCUAUCAAGAACACCACUUAAUACUUCAUACUACCUUGGAUGUGUUUUUGGUUUAGUUCUUGCACAAAAUGUUUUGGCAGAAAUUAAACCAUCCACAAUAUCAACACCUGUCAAACAAAUAAUGGCUACUCCUAUGGUGAUUGCUGAUUUAAUGUUUCCAGUAUUUUUUAGAAAUGAUGGUUGUAAGUAGUCCCACCCCCUUUUCUCUCUCUCUCUCUCUCUCUCUUUAAGCUUUUACUAUAUGAAUUAUAACUAAACAAUGCUGAAUAUAGCAUGGAACUUACUUGGUGCUACCAUCUUAUUUAUGGCAUUUCUUCGAUUUUGUGAUCUCUUUUUGCUUGCUCCUGCUAUUCAAGGUGUAGAAGCAUACGCUUCUAUGAAAUUCUUACGUGAUGAGUUUUGGAGUUGUUUACGUACCUUCCCUAAAAACAAAGAAGAAGAAAAAAAAUUUGUAAAAGACAAAAAAUUUUAUCAUCUUAUACCUUAUUUCAUUUUUCAUGCUCUUGUUUCUGAUAUUAUUGUUGCUUGGUUUUCAACUUUUACAAAUGAAGAGCUUAUGAAUACAUAUCAUCAGAGACCUGUUUUCUUUUUCUUCUUCUUUUGCAUGGUUUUGAUCGCUAUGCCUGCCGGAUUUACAGCUAAUGGUUAUUUAUUACAGAUUUUAUAUGUUCUUAUUUUUGAGAAAGGUUCAUACUGUGAAGCUCAAUGGCGUACUUUGAUGAAGCACCCAAUUUGCGCAACAUCACUUGGACAAAUUUGGUCUGAUCGUUGGCAUCAGGCACUUAAAUCAACUUGGCUUCAAUUGCCUUUCAAUGAAACACGUAUUUUAACAGAACGUCUAUUGACUAAACGUCGUGUAAAGAGUGCUAAAAGAUUAGCUAUUAUGGCUGGGGCACUUUCUGUGUUUAUGAUGUCAGGAUUAUUACAUGAAUACUUGGCUUACGUGAAUAUAGGCUAUCAUCAAUAUAAGCAAUAUAUGGGAGAGGAGAUGUGUUUCUUUACUAUUCAUGGUGUCGCUGUGAUGAUCGAGAAAUUUGUUGCUAAAGCAUGUAAAGGACAAAAAUGGGCAACUAGCAGCCCCGUUAUUCUCAUUCUUAGACGUGUCUGGACCUUGGGUUUUGCUUGUUAUACCAUUCCUCUUUUCUUAAGGGCUUUCAUGUACUGGGAUUCAUGGCAUUCUGCCCCUUUCUUCCCUUUACAACCCUACAUUCUAAACAUAAUGCGACAAAUUCCUGGAAUGCAUCACAUCUGUGGCAGCUUAUUUUAAUUUUAUAGAUAUAGAUAUAUAUAUACAUGUAUAUAUUAAGCUCGACUUUUUUUUUUCUUUAUUGAACAUAUAUAAUGUAUUACUAUUUUAGAAUAGAUUCUCAACAAUUGUAAUUAUUACUACUACCCUCUUUUUUUUUCUUCUUCUUUUCUUCGGUAAAAUUAUGUUUUAUAGUUUGGCUUCCUCCAUAUACAUGUAUAUAAAUAAGCUUUUUUAGUUCUAUUUUGUCUUGAUUUUGCUAUUCACUUUAUUUUGUGUUUCCUAAAACUUCUUCUCCACCUUUAUAAAUAUGCUGCUGAUAGCAAAGCAGGACAAG
Cokeromyces recurvatus is the source of this 1635-nucleotide messenger RNA. RefSeq lists its product as uncharacterized. Gene Ontology annotation, biological process: lipid metabolic process. NCBI's taxonomy places the organism in Eukaryota, Fungi, Mucoromycota, Mucoromycetes, Mucorales, Mucoraceae. The transcript has 3 exons. Bases 312 to 1319 code for a protein of 335 amino acids. The record is from RefSeq and is a predicted model, not a curated record.